ACAGUGGAAUUGUGGGAUUUCGUCUCGUGGAGCGACUCUUCGUCGCCACCGCUUCAGCUCUGAGGCUGCGUCCUUUCGAGAUUGAACGAUUCCCAGCGCCAUGAAUAAAGACGGCUCCUUUUCAAAGAACUCCAAGGAGGAUACCCAGAAAUCAGAGAAGAAAUGCAAGGCCUUCAAGGAUAUUUCCAAAUACUUCUCUAAGGAAGAGUGGGCAAAGCUUGGAUACUCAGAUAAAAUCACCUAUGUGUACAUGAAGAGAAACUAUGACACCAUGACUGGUCUAGGUCUCAGGGCCACCCUCCCAGCCUUCAUGUGUCCUAAAAAGGGGGCCAUGAAAUCCAGUGGGCAUGAUUCUGAUGAAGAUCAGGACCCCAAGAAUCAGGGUGAACCUCGUCAGGGGCCUUCUGAUGUGCAAGAUCGAGAGCAAAUGAAGGUGAUGCUCAAGAAGCCAAUAAAGGAAGAAAGUGAUUCAGAACCAAUACCAAUAACACCUGGCCCUGAGCAGGCUCAGAAAGAGCUGUGCCCCCCAGGAAAAGCAAGUACCUCUGGUCAACAGAGCGAGAACAUACCAGGACCCAGGAGAGGGAUGAAUAGUAUUUGGGCCUACAGACUGCGGGAAAGAAAGAACCUAAUAGUGUAUGAAGAGAUCAGUGAUCCCGAGGAAGAUGACUAA
Molecule: messenger RNA, 673 nt
Organism: Neomonachus schauinslandi (Hawaiian monk seal)
Lineage: Eukaryota; Metazoa; Chordata; Mammalia; Carnivora; Phocidae
Product: protein SSXA1-like
Exons: 7
Coding region: 101-673 (190 amino acids)
Biological process (GO): regulation of DNA-templated transcription
Cellular component (GO): nucleus
Source: RefSeq, a predicted model, not a curated record